Messenger RNA from Ochotona curzoniae (black-lipped pika), 805 nucleotides. RefSeq names its product centromere protein S-like. The coding region runs from base 23 to 427 and encodes 134 amino acids. The transcript has 5 exons. Lineage: Eukaryota; Metazoa; Chordata; Mammalia; Lagomorpha; Ochotonidae. Gene Ontology annotation, biological process: replication fork processing; resolution of meiotic recombination intermediates. The record is from RefSeq and is a predicted model, not a curated record. Gene Ontology annotation, cellular component: FANCM-MHF complex; Fanconi anaemia nuclear complex. Gene Ontology annotation, molecular function: chromatin binding; protein heterodimerization activity.
GAAAGGCGCGCGCGGCCGCGGGAUGGAGGAGGCGGCGGCCGAGGAGCAGCAGCGACUGUCCUACCAGCAGAGGCUCAAGGCUGCCGUUCACUACACGGUCGGCCUGCUGUGCCAGGAGGUGGCUGACGACAAAGCGAUGCCCAUCAGCAGGCAAACCAUCGCGGCCAUUUCGGAGGUGACUUUCCGGCAGUGCGAAAAUUUUGCCAGAGACCUUGAAAUGUUUGCCAGACAUGCGAGGAGAAGCACAAUUAACACGGAAGACGUGAAGCUCUUAGCCAGGAGGAGUAAUUCACUGCUAAAAUACAUCACUGAGAAAAGUGACGAAAUUGCUCAGUUUAACCUGGAACAAAAGGCAAAGAAGAAAAAGAAGCCGGAGGCUGGCAGUAGAGUUUCCGAGGCGGCAGGAGUGGAGGAGAGUGAGAGCUGACGCCCAGAGCUGUGGGGGAGCGGCCGGAAGCAGCUGCGGCGGCUGCUGGCUGCCACCGGGCUGGGAGAAGGCGGGCGGCUCUGAUCCUGGACGGGGUGCUGCGGCCGGGCUGCUGGCUGCCUCCAGGCUGGGAGAAGGCAGACAGCUCUAAUCCCGGACGGGGUGCUGCGGCACUGUGAGAGGCCUGGAGCGCCCCACGCCAACACGGACUCAAGGAGAAGAGGCUGUGCUGCAGUGGUGCACGGGGAAGCUGUGUCCACUGCUCGACGUGGCCCGCCCCUUCAAGGGCAAACAUCGGCCCUUCUUCAUUCCCUGACUCGGCUUUCCAGGCUCAAGUCGGUCUCUGGAAGCUGAAUAAAGCCUUCCUAGCUCUUCUCU